AUUCAAGUAUGGCGGACGACGACAGUGAAAGCGAUGCGUCGACAAAUUUUAUAUCACCUCGGAUACUUUUCGUUCGUCUAAGAAAAGAUAAAUCUAAAGACGCCAUCGAAGAUGAAAUAUUCAAGCUCGUUAAUAAGGUGCUGGAUGAAUCCAAUGACAAUGGAGAAGUGUCAGAAGAAGCUAAAAAUUAUAUCAUCACACUACCGGACCUUUCUGCGGGUCAAAUACUCCAAGUUGCAGUAGGACCAGAGUUUGUGGGCUUAUUGUUUGAUAAUGGACGUGUCUGUAGGUUUAAAUGUGUUACAAAAAAUCUGGAUUCUUCGAAGAAGCUAUGGAACUCCCAACGGAGCCAAGAUGAACCAAGUUUCCAAGUUCAAAGCGAUGAAGCCUAUGCUAGACAGCUUCAAAACCAGUAUCUGAAUAAUGGAGCAACAACCAGCGCUGCCCCGAGACGAUCAUCAGCAUUUGGAGGUCCUAGUAUUUCUUCUUCUCGUUCUUUAAGUAGGACUACCUUCGGUAGUGGUACUCGGACAACACAGAGAUUUAUCCCAUCCUCCGUGCCAUCGUCAGGCAUGAGUGAAUCUACGACGACGGAAGCCCAACUGGGCAAGUUCCCAGGUACCAGCUCGUCAGGUGGCGACAACGAAAGUCGUGAUUCGCAGGCAAAUACAUCAGGGCAAACGAGAAGUUCAGUUAUUAAAACUGUAGGGCGUAAUAAUGGCGACCAUAGCGAGGGCAACCAAUCAUCUUCAUCAACUAAAUCUGCAGCUGUAUCCAGUGAAGAUCAGGGAAAUAAUAAGAAGAAUCUGAAAGAGCAAGACAGUAAAACUACUCAUAGUCAGGAAAAUUCUGUGGAAAAUCUAGCAGGUAAUGGUACUUCACUGUCAUCAUCACACACUUCCAGUGCUCGUCGCUCUGUCUCGUCACCAACUCUUUUGCAAAGAACAGUCUUUACUACCAAUUUUCCAGUCUUGAGGCAGUUUUCUGCCCCCUUCCUAUUUCCCUCAGCUGGUGUAUCAUUUCCUUUGUAUUCAAACUCAACAACAGGACAGAUGUUUGGGUCCAGGGGAUCACUGCGGCUUGAGCCUCGUGUUGUCAGAGCUCAACUGGCAGAAGCAGGUGCAUUUCCAAGAACACCUCCAACCUCUAGUGCACAGCGGUGCGAGAGCAGGCCAGUUGUGACCAAGUGUACAAGUUGUUGCAGUGAUGCUGAUUUCAGCUAUCCAGAAAUUGGUGAAAUGGAGUGGCUUGAGGUUGAAAAUGUAAGUACCGUAUGGUAACCCUUUAAGCCCCAAGGCUGGGCCCUCAGGAAAAUUGAAGGGAGCCCAGUGCUCUGAACCUGUUAAUUUUAGGGUGCCCAGCAUAUGAUUUGUAUGAAAAAUCUGAGAUUUUCUAGUCACCCAAGGGCAAAAGUUAGGCGCCAGGGGCCACCGGGCUCUGCUAGAACACAGCCCUGAGCCCUAAGAGUGAUCAGCAUCAAAUUUUUCCUUGUAAUAUCACUGCUUUAUAAAACAGAGUGGUCAUGAAAAUUAAGGACAUGAUAAUACAAGGUGAAUCUAAUAAUAUUAUUGAUACUUCAACAAAUUCUCCCCACUACAUGUAUUGAAAACGUUUAGGGAUAACAAAUGAGAAUUUGAAUUUUUGAUGUUUGGGUUUAAAGGAUCCAAAGGGCACAGCUGUCUAGUUCAUUUUGUGAAAAAUGCCAGUUGAUGCAUCUUUAUUUACUUUGGAACUUUAGAAUUAAACAUUCAAUGCACAGGAAACAACCAGGGUGAAGUACAAACAUAGGAAAUCUGUUCUGUUGACUAUAUGAAUACAAAACUGACUUUAAUUUGAACGAGUGAAAAGGCUUCACAAAUGACACUAAAAAACUUUUCAUGCAAAAUAAAUCUUUAUUACACGUGAAGAAACAUAAAGGUAGGUUUUUUGACUACACAAACAAAAAUGUUUCACGCUUGAACAAAUUAUUCUUUUACACAUUAUUAAUUUUUCACGGUGAACCAGAAUACUCCUUUUCAACUUUUGCAGCACGCUUUAAAUUUCCCAACCUUUUUCUACUCUUUCUACUCAUUUUAAAAUAUUUCUAAAAAGAUUUAAAAACAUUUCUUGGCUGCUGUAUUGUAUGAUAUGAAAUCUUUACCUCAACUUUACAGAGACUUUGAUUUCAGUUGGCCAAUCAAAGCAUGACACUUUUUAUUUCUUCGGUGAAAAGUUGCUGCAGGCAAGUGUGGUUAAAAAACUGGCUGCUAUUUUGAGCCCUGUAUGUUGUAUUAAUGUACGUUGGUUCUUACUGCAAUUCGAACAUUUUCUGUGUGUGCUGUCUGCUCACAUCAUGUGCAGUUUUUUUAUUAAAAUGGAAUGACUCUGGAGCACCAAACUAUAAAACAAUAUUGACUACAACCAUUUUUAUUCAUUUCAUUUUUUUGACUACACAAACAAAAAUGUUUCACGCUUGAACAAAUUAUUCUUUUACACAUUAUUAAUUUUUCACGGUGAACCAGAAUACUCCUUUUCAACUUUUGCAGCACGCUUUAAAUUUCCAAACCUUUUUCUACUCUUUCUACUCAUUUUAAAAUAUUUCUAAAAAGAUUUAAAAACAUUUCUUGGCUGCUGUAUUGUAUGAUAUGAAAUGUUUACCACAACUUUACAGAGACUUCGAUUUCAGUUGGCCAAUCAAAGCAUGACACUUUUUAUUUCUUCGGUGAAAAGUUGCUGCAGGCAAGUGUGGUCAAAGUGCUGGCUGCUAUUUUGAGCCCUGUAUGUUGUAUUAAUGUACGUUGGUUCUUACUGCAAUUCGAACAGUUUCUGUGUGUGCUGUCUGCUCACAUCAUGUGCAGUUUUUUUAUUAAAAUGGAAUGACUCUGGAGCACCAAACUAUAAAACAAUAUUGACUACAACCAUUUUUAUUCAUUUCAGAAAACUGGUCAGUAACUUUGUAAAAAUAGCUACCAUGUUGCAGAAUUAAGGAGCAAUGGCUCUGUGAUAAAAUCUACAGUACUAUUAUUAUGCUACAUGUACAUUAAAAGUUAUAGACUAAUUAGUUGAGGAAACAUUGAUCUUCAUAUUUUGUUGUUUUUUUUUUUGUAUCUGUUGUUUUACUUUUAGGGUAAGGAAGUUAUUUUCUCUCAUAUCACUGCCAUGCAUUCUGAAUUUUUACUGGUUGAAAAAGGAACUGGAAUCUUAUAUCAUUGGUCUUACGAAAGUGACAUGGCAUGUUCUGUUGCCAUGGAGAUUUCCUCCUCCCAGGAACCAACCUACUUGCCAUUAGCAAAGCCACAUCCACUGGGAGAAACACUGGGAUUGGACAGUGAAGAAGUUUGUCUUCUGGCGUCAUCUGCUGUCCGCUGCUCUCUUGUGAUGACAAGUGGAAAAAUUUGCACUUUUUAUGACAAGUUGUUAAGAGGUACAUGUACAGAUCUUUAUUAAGAUCUUUAUUUUCACAUACACUGUAGUUACAUUGUAUGCAUUCAAAAAAAUGAAUGUACAUACUAAAUACAUUUAAAAUGAAUUACAUGUAGUCAACUCGAUUCGUGAUUCUUGAUUCUGUGUGAAUUAAGAAUUAAUAACAAGCUAUCGAGAAUCGAGUCUCGUGAGACAGAAAACGAAAGAAUCACCCAUGACUGAUUUCUUGAUAAUUUUACAUAGACAUACAAUGUACAUGUAAAAGCACUAAGUAAUGACUUCAGCACAAAGUUGACCUUAAACAGCUAUAUCCUCGUGACAUAGCCCCCUUCAUUUAUACUGUUCCAUUACUACUGAUAUAGUGAUUUUGCUACCAAAUAGUUAUGGUGAGUCCUGGGACUCAUCUUGGAAAAAUCAUGAGAAUCAUGAGUCCCUGUGCAGAACCAAUGAGUCCCAGUUAAAAAAAAAAAAAGAGUCCAAAUUGUAAAAUGCUUGGGCUUUUUUGUAACCAGACAGUUAAUCUGAAGACAGACUCCAAACUCUGUUUUUUUAGUGUACUGAAAUUAAAAUAUAGUUGUUUUAGAAACUUCUUGUCCUGUUCUAUGAACAGGAUAUUUCUACAAAAUUAAUACACAUGUUCAGAUCAAUCAAUCAAUAUUGUGUCCUACACGAUGCAUGCCAUGAAUUGUUAUUUUAUGUCUUUGGGGAUUUUUAUGUCUGGGACACAGGACGCAGAGGUAACAAAAUCACUGCUGAUAUUGAUGGAUGGCUAUUACUUGUCUUAUAUGUUUUCUGAUAAUGUUAAAUGUACCUUUCCAGAAUCCAAUUGUGGAGACCCACCAGCCUUGAUACAAGAACUCUCCCAUCCAGCAGUGGUAUUUCCAGAACUUCAGGGAGAAAAGAUUCUCUCAAUCAGUUGCAGCGAAUUUUUCACCAGUGUGAUGACGGAGUCUGGUAAAGUCUUCUGGUGGUAAGUUUGGAACUGCCAGAGAAUGUGGUGGUGCUUAAACCUCAGUUGUGAUGAUAAGAAAGAGUUGUGUUGGCAUGUUGAAGGCACAAGACCAAAUACAAAAUAUUGAAAUGACUUUGAGAUCUCUAGUCAGUGAAUAGUUUUUAACAAAAUCCUCUAAGUUAGGGUUCACUAAAACUUUUUAUUUGUAUACAAAACCUUGCAAUUCUUUUCCGGAUAAAGUUCAUUGGUAAUGUUCAUUUGGGUGUGAAAAGGGACUUUUUUAAUACCAUAGUCAGUUUGUAUUUUGUUGUUUACAUUGUUACCACACUGUGAAAUCAUCAUUGUAAGGUAGACAGCGAACAACGGACUGUUGCACAGUGCACAAAACAAUAUUCAUGAUUGACCUUCUCCUACAUAAAUCAAAUAAGCAAGGCUUCACAAAUAACUUUGGUAUUUCAUACGUGUAUCUUACACAUGUAUUCUUCACUGAAUUCUGCACUUGGAAAAUUUUUAUACCAACGAUACUAAACUCCAUACAGUCCCUACUUCCAUUUGUAUUACAGACAAUUUUGUAACUUUGGAUACUUGCUUCUGUCCCUUUGGUGUCCAUAUAAAGGAGAUCGCUGUACAUAGUUAUAGAGGAUAAAUCAAAUAAAUAACUUACAGCAUCAAACAUAUAUAUUUUGCUACUUCUUAUAGGGGUUUGUUACCUGCAGAAGAACGACAAAACUUCAAACAGAAAUUAAGCAAAGCGACCAGUGAAGCCAGCCACAUUGGCAUCAACGAGAAGGUCCAGCUUCGCCAGCAUUUCCCUGGUUUUCCUGGUGCUUUGGUGUACAGAUGUUGUGAGAUGAGGGGACCCAUAGUGGGGCGUCUCAUAUGUCAUGAGUCCCCUGAAGGAAGUAGUACGACUGUAACAAAAAUCAGGGUUGAGCCUCUGACUGGCAAAAUUGAAAGUGGUGUACAGCCUGUUAGUGACCCGGGGGGCUCAGAUCAUUCAAAUGUAGAAUCAGUAAGCUCCCCAAGAGGAAGAACUGUUGAAGAAGAGUUAAUCUCAAGUGACAAGGAUGUAGUGCGGUCCUCUAGCCCUCAUACCAGUGUUAAAAGGAAAGCCUUAAGCUCUAGCAAGCCAACGAAUGGCUCAGAAACUUGGGAGGUCAAAGAUGUUGUUUUUCUUGAAAGUGAAAACAAACUGCUGGGCACAGUUGCUGCCAUUGAUGGCUCUCAUGUUAUCGUCAAAGUAGCAAACAUAAUACCGCCAUCUGACUCCUCGCUGCGAGUUUUCAAAGUCUCAGAGCUCGAGUCUGUACCUACUGAGGGUGAAAUGUCGGAAGGCACUGCUGGUAAUCAGUCAAUGCCAACAAGCUCACUGUACAGAGGGUGCAUACAGCAUACUCCAAAAUGCAUCGUGAACAGUUCAGGCAAACUACAUGUAGGCAACAAAGAACUACUUUCGGGUCUUAAGCCUUUAGCCAUGGCAACUACUUCAAUGGGAAUUUCUCUUGUCACCAACCGCUUAUCCGACAGCAAGGCAUUUUUCUUGGGUCCAGCCAUGGAACAAGCAAUUGACAGUAGCAAAGUUUUCACUUGCAGUAGUGAUGUUAAUGUUUCAAACAAUAAUGAUGAUGGUUCAUGUACCGUAGAAGCUGAAUCAGUUAAUAGUAAAGAAGGAGCUUUAGCACCAACAUGUCUAAUAUCAUCAGAUACACAGGGAAAGACAGUUACUGGUCAGAAGAGAAGAAGGGAAGAAGAUGAUGUUGACGACAGUGACGAUGAUGAUGAUGACAUGGAGAGUCUUCCAAGUGCUGUAACAGCAGCUAUUGAAGCUGACAGUCCUCUGGCAUGUAAUGUUCAUUUGUCAACUCAUAAAUAUCCUAUGCUACAUUCAACCAGUGGCUGUGAGAUUGUCUUGCUGACUGAUAUCAAUCGCUGCAUUUACCCAAGGCCUUUUGGCACCAAGCUGUUAAACCCCAACAUAGGGGAAAUUCCAUCAAUUCAAAGUUUUGGUCUCGGAACAAGAUUGGGUCAAAUACCAGGAAGCUGUUCUCCACCUGAAAAAGUUCUUAUGGUAUUUAUAGGUUGGUAUACAUCGUAUGUCUAAUGUCAGUUGUGCCUUUCACUCUCUCUCCAAUCUGUGUUUAGAGUGUUUUGUGCUUUGUCAAACACAGUUAUUGUGCAAUUUUUGACACGAAAGUGUUUGCUGACCAGUACAGUGUACCCUCUCAAAUACCAGAAGUGUUAAAGUGAAUUCACCACUUUAACCCUUUAAGCCCCAAUAUCCACAUACAAAUUCUCCAAACUGAUCUCCAUACAUUUCCUUUAAGAAUUAGUUGAGAGAAUUUGGUAAAAGAUAAAAUAUUUUUCUCUUUGUGAUCAUUUUGUUAAUUCUCAUAGACUUUGCUCAUGAUAGACUGUGGAUAUCGUAAGGAGAAAAUUGAUUUUGAGCACUAUUGGGACUCAAAGGGUUAAAAGUAGAAAAGGAAACUUGGCAAAGUUAACUUUCACAAAGAAUUCUGGUAGUGUUAAUAGGGAGAGGGAAAAAUCAGCCAAUAGCUGACCACUGCGUCCCCAGUAACAAUCCCAGAAAGAAUUGCGAGACAUGUUUCAGCAUCAGUUCCUUUCUUGUUUCUAAAGUGGUGAAUUUGCUGACCUUGUUAUCUCUUUUUUGUUCACCAGCAUUUCAAGAGCAAAGGUUGUUGCAAGCUGUGCAAUCUGGGAUUGUGCAAAGGAUCAAGCAAGCAUUACAGUGGUUAAAGCAACUCAACUCCAGCAAAGAUAUGGGAAAGGGUAGCAAAGGUAGACCAAAGGGUACCAAAAAAAUGGCUAUCACUGGAAGUCAUGGGCAAAUUCAGCAAGAAACAAGACCUUCGGGGGAUGCAGCUGUAAUCAGCAAAAGGGUUUUACAGAUCCUUCAUCAACGUUCUUCCUCUAACCAGAAUGUUGUGCAUAUUUGCUGUAGCAAUCCAUCAUAUGCUGAGGAUCAACAAGCAGAUGUUAUGAACCUAUUACAAGGUAGUAGUAAACUCCCGUAAAUGCUAGGAUUAGUACCUGCAGCUGUAGCAUACUUAUUUAAUUUCUUCAGAUGAGCUCUAGAGGGUUACUAACAUGUAUAAGUCUUUGUUAUUCAUUGCAGUGUUCUCCCUAAGUUUUAAAUCAGUAGGUAAGGAAGCAUUCAUGGCCGGUGAGGCAAAAAAUAUGCUCCAGAGCUGCACUUUCUUGGAGGGGGGGUGAGUAGGAGAGUGAGAGACAUGGCCUCACCCUGGUGGCCCCACCCUAAGAGGAGCUAAGUUCUUUGAAACAUCAUUCCCUCAUUUUAAGACCUAUUUUAUGCAAAUCAGCCGUUGUUAACUUUAAACAACAAUUUAAAAUGUUUAGGCCCAAUAACUUUACUCUGUCUUCAAUUUUCUCUUUCCAAAAUGCGUGGCCUAUUAUAAGAAAAGCUGGUACAUGUAUACUUUAGUACUAUUCAUUCAUUUCCUUGAUUGGAUCGGAUCACAACUUGCUUAUUUCUUUAAAACUACUUAUUUAAUUUUAGUAAACCUUCAAGCACCAGUUACAGGCAGUAAGAAGUGUUGCUUCAGGUGGUAUAUUUCACCUGUUACCGCCUGAUAAGGAGAGCACUGUCAGUGAACACAAAUUGAAACAUAAAUAGAGCAUAUUACAUGGUAUUGCAGAGAUAUGAAGUUUCUUUUCCUGUGUAAGAACAAUAUUUCACAAUUGAGUACAGGAAAUGAGUGGAAUAUUUCUCAACACAAGAAGAGAAAAUUUAUUUCUUUAAGUGGCCACAUAAUGUUCUAUUUAUUGUAUUAACACCAAUGAAAUACCAAACCAUUUUCACUGUGAUAUCUUUUGCUAUGAGAGGUGUGAUUCAUUAUGUAACCAUAGCAACAUUGAUCUCACCUACAACUGGGAGCCAUGCAAAGCAAAGCUGACCAUGCUGAAGAUAUCAUGUUUUUGUGUAAUAUUUUUGCUUGCAUGGUACAGUAUUUCACAAGUGUUAAUGUAAUAUAAUAGCAGAUAUCAAGAAGAGGGAAAACAAAAUUCUAUUUCAGAUGGUGGUGGAUCUGCAGACCUUGAUUCUGAUGGUGCAAAGGACAUCCUGAUUGAUGUGGCAGGAUUACACCUUCUUCUUAAUGAUUCCAUUUUUGCUAAAGAGCUUGUUCCAAUGGUGAGUAAACUCAUAAGCUGCUUUUUUAUGGUCAUGGGUUUACUAAGUCUUAAUCGUUAAUUAACACAAGUUAAGUUAAUGCAAGUGCUCUUCAGGAUUAUCUGUUAGUCUCGUGGAUAUGGCGCAAAUCUUCUGGUCUUCUAUUGAAGACUAUUUCAAACUCUUCUCUUGUUAGUCUGAAACCAGUCUGGAACCAAGCUCUCAUCAUUUCACAAUCCCAAAUUGUUUUUGAUAAUUAUAAAAGUCCAUAUUUCAGUUUCUAGUGGCUAUUUUGAGUCUUUGAUUGUGGACACGGAUCAUUUUCCAUGUUACCACAGUCACCGAAGCAAAUUUGGCUCAUCAUGCAAUAAAAUAAAAAUUAAUAAUGAACAACGUGGGAUAAACCAGUACAACAACUGCAUAUCUGACUAGUAAAAUUAAUGGUAAAACAUGCAACAUUAUUUCAUAAUUUUUUUAUUUUCUUCUUGCAUUGCAGCACUGUUCAUUAAAAAAAUUUUGUUACCCAUACAUGUAUUUCUGAGCCCUAGACACUCAGUGCCCCAAUAUUUUAUUGAUCUGUCUCCUGUAAACUGCAUGCUUGAUUUGGAUAGUUAAAGAAUGUCUGAAUUUUCAUAACCAGCACAGGCAAUCAAUCUACACAUACUCUCAGACCCUUAUAAACCCAGUUUUUUUUACUAUAGCUUAAAGAUCGUGAUGCUCGUGGCUACACUCCAUUCAUGACAGCUAUACAGAACCAUAACUUGAAAGCUGCUUUGUACAUUCUGGAUUUCAUUGAGAACAAUAGAGGUAUUUAACUAAAAAUUAUUUUUUUUCUCCUCAUCUCUUGCAUUUGUUCAAUUGUUAUAUUAUUCACAUCUCAUUUGAUAAUGGAGUCAUGAGGACCCCAAAACAUUGUGUUAUAAAUCUUUCAUUUUUCUUUGUAUUAUUUUAUUUACACAUAAUUAUGUAAGGACCGCUAUUCAGACCAAAAUGUUCCUUGUUUGCUGCCAAAUUUAAGUUGCAUAAAUUUUACACUCAACAGUCCCAAGACAUUAAUUUUAUACUAAGAGCAGAAGCCCUCUUGAGGUUUCCGUGGCAGAUACUACAAAAUUAACCGUUAUUAUCAGUUGCACAAAAUGCAGUUUGAUGGGUCAACAUGUUGUACCUUAUACCCCCUUCUUAAUACAUUCAAACAUCCCGCUAGUGACCAGCCAAAAGUGUAGGUUUUAUAGUAGUUGCUUUUGGGAGGUGGUCACUGACAAGAAUCAAACCACAAGGUGGGCAGGGGGUCUUUUCUAACAGUGGUUUUGACACCUUUUUCAUUGUAGAGAAUUAUUUUAUUGCCAUGCAAUUUUAAAGAUAUGAUAUGUGUAGUUCCUUGUUGUCACUAAAAAUUCUUCAUAUACUCCAAGUAGCAUAGGACAUAGAACAAACAUAAGGAUUUGAUUACGCAUCAAGUGGGCAUGCACAUGACAAGAGGGUUAAAACUGUGGAGAAUUCUACAUCUGUUAUCCUCCAAAAGUUUUUAACUGUAGGGCUUUUACCAGAAAAAUUUUGGUAUUUUAAAAAGGGAGUGCCUACAUGAGAUGGUUGCACACGGAAUGGACUAUACAAAACCAGGGUUCGCAAAUACGCCAAAUUUGGCGUAUUUUAUGCCAAAAUUGUUCAGAUGACUCCACUGAGGUUACGGAGGGAGUCACUUCGACUCCAGAAAUUUUCGGUAACAAACAGGGAGGCACUUCGACUCCGGAAAUUUUCGGUAACAAACACAGUUUUGAUCUUACCUUUUUCGCAACAAAUACAAUUUAUGUUAAUUAUAAAUGUUGUAAACCUUAAUUAAAUCAUCGAAAGUAAAGUAAAACAGGAAUAGGGGAGUGAGAGACAUGGCCCCACCCUAGGAGGAGCUAAGUUGUUUGAAACAUCAUUCCCUCAUUUUAAGACCUCUUUUACGCAAAUCGGCUGUUGUUAUUUUUAGACAACAAUUCAAAACGUUUAUUCCCAAUAAUUUUACUCUGUCUUCAAUUUUCUCUUUCCAAAAUGCGUGGCCUAUUAUAAGAAAAGCUGGGUACAUGUAUACUUUAGUACUUUUUUCAUGUUAUAUUCAUCCAUUUCCUUGAUUGGAUCGGAUCACAACUUGCUUAUUUCUUUAAAACUACUCAUUUAAUUUUAGUAAACCUUCAAGCGCCAGUUACAGGCAGUAAGAAGUGUUGCUUCAGGUGGUAUAUUUCACCUGUUACCGUCUGAUAAGGAGAACACUGUCAGUGAACACAAAUUGAAACAUAAAAAGAUCAUAUUACAUGGCAUUGCAGAGAUAUGAAGUUUCUUGUCCUGUGUAAGAACAAUAUUUCAAAGGCGAGUACAGCAAUUGAGUGGAAUAUUUCUCAACACAAGAAGAGAAAAUUUGUAUCUUUAAGUGGUCAUGUAAUGUUCUAUUUAUUGUAUUAACACCACUGACGUACCAAACCAUUUUCACUGUGAUAUCUUUUGCCUUGAGAGGCAUGAUUCAUUAUGUAACCGUAGCAACAUUGAUCUCACCCACAACUGGCAGCCAUGCCAAGCCAAGCUGACCAUGCUGAAGAUAUCAUGUUUUUGCGCAAUAGCUAGCAUGGUACAGUAGUUCACGAGUGUUUAUGUAAUAAAAUAGCAGAUAUCAAGAACAGGAAAAACAAAAUUAUAUUUCAGAUGGUGGUGGAUCUUCAGACCUUGAUUCUGAUGGUGCAAAGGAUAUCCCGAUUGAUGUGGCAGGAUUACACCUUCUUCUUAAUGAUUCCAUUUUUGCUAAAGAGCUUGUUCCAAUGGUGAGUAAAGUCAUAAGCUGCUUUUUUAUGGUCAUGAGGUUACUCCCUUAAUAGUUAAUUAACACAUGUCAAGUGCUCUUCUUUUGUCUCCUGGAUAUGGUGCAAAUCUUCAAGUCUUCCAGUCAAGACCAUUGCAAGCUCUUCUAUUAUUAGUCAGAAACCAGUCUGGAACCAAGCCCACAUCUUUUUACAAUCCCAAAGUGUUUUGAUAAUUAUAAAAGUCCAUAUUUCAGUUUCUAGUGGCUAUUUUGAGUCUUUGUUCAUUGACAUGGAUCAUUUUCCAUGUUACCACAGUCACUGAAGCAAAUUUGGCUCAUCAUGCAAAUUUAUAAAUGAAAAUUAACAAUGUAGAAUGUGGGAUGAACCAGUACAACAACUGCAUAUCUGACUAGUAAAAUUAAUGUUAAAACAUGCAACAUUAUUUCAUUGUUUUUUUUUAUUAUUAUUAUUUUCUUCUUGCACUGCAGCACUGUUCAUCAAAAAAUGUUGCCCAUAUUUCCGAGCCUGAGAAACUCAAUGCCCCAAUAUUUUAUUGAUCUGUCUCCUGUAAACUGCAUGCUUGAUUUGGGUAUUUAAAGAAAGUUUAAAUUUUUAUACCUAGUGCAGGCAAUCAAUCUACAUGUACUUUCCAACCCUUAUAAGCCCAGUUUGUUUUGUUAUAGCUUAAAGAUCGUGAUGCUCGUGGCUACACUCCAUUCAUGACAGCUAUACAAAACCAUAACUUGAAAGCUGCUUUAUACAUUCUGGAUUUUGUUGAGAACAAUAAAGGUAUUAAUUUUAACUAAACAUUUUUUUUUUCUCCUCAUCUCUUGCAUUUGUUUGAUUGUUAUAUUAUUUGCAUCUAAUUUGAUAAUGUAGUCAUGAGGACCCCGAAAUGUUGUGUUAUAAAUCUUUCAUUUUUCUUCGUAUUAUUUUAUUUACACAUAAUUGUGUAAGGACCACUAUUCAGAUCACAAUAUUACUUUUUUGCUGCCAAAUGUAAGUUGCAUAAAUUUUACAUUCAACAAAAGUCCCAAAAUGUUUAUUAUAGUAAGAGCAGAAGCCCCUUGUGGUUUCUACAGCACAUAGUACAAAAUGCACUGGUAUUAUCAUUAGCAGAAAAUGCAGUUUGAUGGGUCAACACCUUGUACCUUAUACCACCUUCUUAAUACAUUCAAAUAUCCCACUAGUGACCAGCCAAAAGUGUGUAGGUUUUAUAGUGGUUACUUUUGGGAGGAGGUCACUUACAAAAAUCAAACCUCAAGGCGGGCAGGGGGUCUUUUGCGAGAUUUGUUUGGACACCUUUUUCAUUGUAGAGAAUUAUUUUAUUGCAUGCAAUUUGAAAUACUGAUAUGAUAUCUGUAGUUCCUUGUUGUCACAAAAAAUUUUUCAUAACAUAAUCCAAGUAGCAUAGUACAUAGAACAACCAUAAGGAUCAGACUACGCAUCAAUUGGUGACAUACAGACAAGAGGGUUAAAACUGAGGAGAAUUCCACAUCUUUUAUCCCCUAAGAGUUUUUAACUGUAGGGCUUUGACCAGAAAAAUUUUGGUAUUUUAAAAAGUGAGUGCCUACAUGAGAUGGUUGCACAUGGAAUGGACUAUACAAAACAAAACUAUCUUAUUAUGAAUUGUAUUUCUCUGCCCCAAGGGGUAGGGGUAGUCCUCAAAAUUACCAUACCCACCUUAAAUUUACCCAAGUAUGUAGGUGCUACAGUUGUAGUAACAUGCUGUGGGAACAAUCUGAAGGACUGAGUGUCCCUUCCAGGGAAGAAGUAUACAUGUUGUAGAAACGCCCAUAACUGCCUCAUUCUGGAUAACCUACUGUACCGAUUAACCUUACCAAGGCUUUUCCUUUGCCUUUUACAGGAAACACUAACCCCAAAUUACAGUGUUCAGUAGAGGAAAUGAUUUAUCCUGAAGCAUUUAGUGGUAUAACACCCCUUCAUGCGCUUGCUAUUGCCUGCACAGAGAAUCUACCCCCCAGCGGACUGGGGAACAGUCUCACUGUCACUAACCUUCCAUCAAGCUACACUCCAAGGAUUCUACUGAAGCUGUUUCAAGCANACACUUUUCCUUUGCCUUUUACAGGAAACACUAACCCCAAAUUACAGUGUUCAGUAGAGGAAAUGAUUUAUCCUGAAGCAUUUAGUGGUGUAACACCCCUUCAUGCGCUUGCUAUUGCCUGCACAGAGAAUCUACCCCCCAGCGGACUGGGGAACAGUCUCACUGUCACUAACCUUCCAUCAAGCUACACUCCAAGGAUUCUACUGAAGCUGUUUCAAGCACGAUACCCGUCAGCCUACAGGGCCACAAUACCACCCGUUACAAUGGAAGGGAGAAAGGUAUAGUCACUUUCCAAGGUAGAAAUUUGAAAACAGUUUGAGGCCAGUACUUUUAAGCUCAUGCAGCUGCAAAUGCUGAAGGAAAUGAUGUUCACACGUCCAUCAGAACACAAGGAAGAUCAAGAUAUUCAGGCACAGUCCAAGUCUCUUCCCACCGAACCAUGACGGCAUGGAACCUUGCAUUAAUUUUUUGUAUUUGCCUUUGUGAUGUCCUUGUUCAUGUGUUCAGGAGUGCAAAUGUAAGAGCAAGAAAAUUUUUCCAUUUCUUGUGUUGCUGCAUGCACUUGCCUUUGCAUUUGCAUCACACGUGGAUCAGACCUAAGUUUCAUAAGUCUGUCAAAUACGAUUGCCUCUAAUGCCUUGACUGAAGUUUAUAAAGUAAGAGAGUAAUGUGGAAUUGAUCUGAGUGUGGCAGAGUGAAGCAAAGAAGAGAAGCAUAAAGUACACUUCAGGGCCCAGUUGUUCAAAGGCCAAUUAGCGCUAACCCAGGGCAAAAUUUUAAUCCGGGUUUCUUUUUCUUUUGUUCAAAAGCAUUUUCUUUUUAGAGCAUCCAAUCAUAAAAGUGUCAACAAAAAGGUUUGAAGUGAAUUUGCUUUCUAAGCUUUCCUAUUUGAAUUACAAUUUUGCACUAACCCUAGGUUAUCUUAACCCAGCUUUGAACAACCUGACCCAGGAGAUUAUGUUUGACUCAUGUCAACCAAUAAAGAAUUCACAAACUAUGAAGUGGAAGAGAAAAAUGCCUGAAGACUAUUUCCCUUUAGUUAAUCUGUCUCUUGUUAGCAGGAUGGAGUUGUUUGAUAUAUCAUUUAUUGAAAUUAAACAAAGUUAGUUACCAUGGCAACUUGCAUGCUCUGUUCACAAUUUACCCUGGAUGAGCGCUAGCUGGGUUUAGAGAAAUUUGGCCCAGAAAUUCAACCUUCCACUUCAGUGAAAUAAAAUCAUUUAUUCUUUAUGAUAAUAAUAAAAACUAAAUUCCUUUGUUGUGGUGUGUUUUACUGUUUUCAGUGCUAUCGUACCAAAACUCCAAAGCAACGGUUCUUAGAAAAACACCACAAAGUGAAGGUGAAGAAGGUGCACAAAAAAACUGUUGAAGGCAAAAGGGGAUCACUGUUGACACCAGCUACUUCAAGUAUAAAUUACAAUCCUUGGUCAAGACGUUAUGUUGGAGAAGGUGGAAGAAUACCUAUCGUUGGCAAUCGACGAGAGUCGCUAGUUGGUAAGAUUUAUAUCAGUAUAAGAUUCUAGGAAACUUCUUACUCACUCCCCUCUCAAACCAACCUUAACACUAACUUAUCAUUAAGGGCAAUAUGUUGGUUUAGGGGAGGGGUAGGUGGGUUUUUUUCUAGAAUCUUAUACCGAUCCCAAAAGCUGCUAUAGAAAAUAUUGUUAGUUCAAGGGUUUUUAGUAGACUUAGAAUUGUGCCUUAUUUUCCUCUGGGAUGGUAGAGAAAGAUAAAAUAAAAUCCUCAAAUAUGCGAGCGUGAGCGGAAGUUGCCACAUGCAAAAAGAGAAGACACGAAGAGAAGAGAGAGAACUCUCAUGAGUUUUACACACACCCAUGCAUUCCUCUUGCACUGCUAUCUUUAAGGAAAACAAAUGGCUAUUCAUAAGUAGGCUGGGCUAUUCAUAGCAUAGUUCUGGGAUUCAAGGCACUGUUUUGAACGUGCAGGACAUGAUUCCAGACCUCACACUGUCUCUACUGUCAAAGAGAAGUAUUGCGGCAUAAUAACUUUGUAUUUCAUGUAGAUGACAUCUACAUACUGGCUUAGACAUGUAAUAUUAUUCUGGAAUGAGAAUGGGUACAACAUAUUCAACUCUCUGUAAGGAAGGGAAAAAUCACUUCUAUGAGAGGUAUGCAGGCGCAGAUCAAGAAUAAAUACUGACCGAUACUAAACGAGUGCUGAAGGUGCAAGCUUCUAGGGGGCUGUGGGGGGCAUGCUCCCCCUUGAAAUGGCCAUUUCGAGGGGGAGGCCAGUGGGGGUUCACCAUUAGCAAAGAAUGAUAUAUGGGGCCAGGCCAAUGGCAAGUUCUAUUCUCCCCAGAUGAUAGUCUUGCAGAUCGACGGAUUAUUUCAUCUGGCGACUUCAACUUGGAUAGUUUAUUUUUAUUAAUAUUAUUAAAAAUACGUUUAUUUUGACAAAUCUGUCCGAUCUCCGUAAAACGGUGCAAACUUGUGUGGAUCCACACCUGGGUAUUCAUUUUCGAGAGAUUUCUGUAAAACGGAAUUUAUACGGCAAUGUUCGCCAAUAUAUUUGUUUUCUCAUAGACAUUUUGAAGAUUACACAGUAACUUGUUAUAGUUUGUACCUUGUUACAUUGAUAUGUUUCAUACACGGCUAUCAAUUAAAGUUGUGGAGUGGAAAUUCUCAAGAGGACCAUUAUAAAUUACAAGCAGUUUCAUUUAAAUGGUCCACAAACUCAAGAAUUUAAUUUGUUUUCCCUUUUGAAUGGUGCUUAGGCAUGGUGACAUUUGCUGAUCCAAAAGAACUGAGACAAGCUCUUGUGGAGAUGGAUCACCAUAUGGUGUCAAGUGAGAUGACUGCUCCUGAAGGAGGGCUUGCCAGCUUAGUACAGCAUGUACUGCGUGUAAAACUUACUGAGGUGUGUCAUACAUUCAUGCAAAAUCAUCGAUAUUUCAUUUACCCAACCCACCCAUGCCUUUUGGGGCCCGAUUUAGGUUGCUUGGAAACUGCACACCUACCCCUCCCCUAAGCCAACAUUUUCUCUUAACUGAGAAGUAAGUGUUAAUGUUGGAUUAGAGGAGGGGAAGGUGUUUGUUUAAGCACUCUUACAAAAGUUCAGAAUUGGCCAGUCGGACCAGCCGUCUUGAAAAUGUAAUGGGCUUUCCUCUAAAACAAGAGCUUUGCGUUGUGUUUAGAAAUAGACUGAUCUAGAUGGAAAAGUCUGAUUAAUAGUGGAUUUUUCUUUAGUUGACUUGUGAAUGGGCUGGUUUGGUUCGUCAGUUCUGACUAAGUAACACUGGGCCGGAUGAUAGCCUUUAGUAGAGGUUCCACCGUAUUUGUUCCGAGUCCUUGACCAAGAGACAAAUACAUUGUGUCAGUAAACCAAUUAUUUGAUUUUCGUGUGGCCUCUAAGUAGUUGUGUGAACACAACACAAUUAACAAACAAAAAAGUAGGGGUUUUUUGUUUGCAGAUGUGGGCGAAUUCACGAAACGCGUAAGGGACCUUGCGAGACCAAAAGCAUCUAUUAUGUUUGUCAUCUCUGUCUUUCCUGGGUUCAGUGUGAUAUGUCAAUCAAACGAGGCUCGUUCAAUUAUUAGACAGCCUGAUUUCUUUCAAAUCGUAACAUUUGCUUUUCAGUUGGAGAAAGAAGAGACGGAAAAGCUUGACAUGGAGGUGGGUGUCCGAGGAAAUGUCUACAAUGUAUCCAAUGUUGAAGGAAAGGCCAAGAUAACUCCUAAAGCUCAAACUGCUGACGCUGUUCAAGACAAAAUGGCAGUGAGUUAGAUGGUUUCUAAGUAAACUAGAUCUAAUAAAGGAGCUGUGUCACAAAAUUUGCCAAAAUUCAAGCAGUGGGAAACUGCCCACCUACCCCUCCCUUAAGCCAACAUUUUGCCGUAAGUGAGAAGUAAGUGUUAAUGUUGGCUUAUGGGGAGGAAGGUGGGCAGUUACCCAACAAACUAAGAGAAACGUCAAAAUUAUUGCUCAGAACAUUCAAAGAAGGUAUGAAUAACGCAGCAAAUACAAAAGGAGGAACAGCUGGACAAAUCUGAAGAAGAUUGAAACGGAUUGCAAUAUUGUGGUUUUCGAAAACUUGUCGGCCUAACAGUUUUUCAAAGUUCAUUUUAAUUGUUUGGAAAGUUUGAUAUAAUGCUUGGGAGACAUAUUUGUUUGACACGGAAAUCAGAUAUUGUCAUUAGUAAGUAAAUUAUUUCUCAAGUUCCACUGAGAGUAAGGACGCAUAAUUGGCAUUAUUAACAAAUUGUACUCGACAGCUGUGACACAGUCUUUAAGUUAGAUUCCUCCACUAGCGUGUGUUGGAAUACUGUAAAUGCUUACAUAAAGCAACGUAAAAUUUAGUCCGGCAUUUUGAUUAUUUGGUUUUACAACACAGUAAUACAAUACUUGUAAAGUGGAGCCUGUACACAUUCUUUACGCUUUUAACAGAACUAGAAUCCAGUUCCUUAAUGUUUAACUUUUGUGAUUUUGUCGCAAUUAUUUCUCCAAGAUUCAGUUUUACACCGAAGAUGGUGCUAAUUCAAAAUAAUUUGUUUUUCUUUUGUUAGGCUGAAGACGAUAAGCUAAUAUGCCAGCUAUUUUCUCGCCUGUUGUCAUAUCCAGAAGUAAGUGUUUGAGAUUAGUAAAAUUGCAAUCUAUAGUGCAAGUCGCUCACUCGCUCAGUGUUUUUGAAAUUUGGACACGACUUUCAACUUUCCGGUGUGAUAUAAGGAAACGGGGCCAACUUUUUUUUUUUUUUUUUUUGAAAGACUUCUGGGGUUGUUACUGGGGGCGAGGAAAAAAAUUGGCCAAAACCUGUCCCGUGCAUCCCUAGUAACCAUCCCAGAAGCCCUUGCAAAAGCUCACUCAACCCCAUUUUUGGUUUCUCAAUGGGAUUAUAAUCAGAAUAGUUUUGUUUGAUAUUGUAUAAUUGUAUUUUUUUUUUGUGUUCGCACACUAGCGAAAUUUUUUUGAAAUUUUGGCUAGUUUUUUUUUCUUUCGGGUGUAAAAAAAGAAAAGGGGGCAAUUUUUUUUUUUUUUUUUUUUUGCAAAGACUUCUGGGAUUGUUACUGGGGACAAGGAAAAAAAUUGGCCAAUAGCUGACCGGUGCAUCCCUAGUAACCAUCCCAGAAGUCCUUGCAAAAGCUAACUCAGCCCACUUCUGGUUUCUUAAGUAGCAAAUAUUGGGUGGCUGUUAGUGACUGGGUCUCGUACCCGUUUUCAGAUUGCGACGGCCAGGAACAAGGAAGGCGAGACUUCUCUGGCGUUCCUGGUAAAUAAUUCACGCUGGAUCAAGCUUUCUGCCAACCAAAGACUGCUGCUGACCAAGUAUGGGAAUCUUUUGUUUGGACAAGAAGCAACAUCCCCUGGGGGAAGCAGACGAGAGGUAUCAACGCCGUCCGAAACUUCAGACACUGGGAAGGAAGAGGAUCAGAUCAUGGCAGAAAUAAAUAUAACGGGAAUAGCUGAUCCUGCCAUGUUGGAAAGUAACCUGCUUGCGCAGCUUGAUGACAUCUCAAGUAGCUUCCGCAGUAUUGUGGAUACAUUGACUGCUCUGGAAAGAAGGUGCUCAACCGGAGAAGGACAGCAGCAAACAGCAUCAGGAGCUGCUGAAGACAAGGCAAGAUCAGCUGUGAAUGGAUCUUCAGCGGAUGGAGUUUCAACGGAUGAAGCUUCAGCAUCAGGUGCUGAAAAUCAAUCAGCAGAGCCUAAUCUGAUGUCAUUUCCCACUACUAGCACGAUUGUUACUGAUGACCUGUCUUGCGAGAGCCAGCCUGUUUUGAUACAGCUCACACAAUGCUGGCCUUUAGUUGCAUCGACCGUACUUGGGUACUAUCCAAAGGAUCCUUCAGAUGUUAACAUGGUGGAGGUACCAAGGGACUCCAGUGGAGAUGAUCAGAAAUCAUCAUCCCGUGCUGGCCCUAUGGAAUCAUGUGCGCUUGACUCGUUUGUGUUUGAACUGCUGUCACAUGCUGACGAAGCUGUCCUGAUCAGCUUUGUGGAGACCAUCGUUAAUGAGAUGAACAAGUACUCGGAGUGUAUCACUCUCGAAGCUGUUCAGGGUGUAGGUGAGCUGAACAGUGCCUCAAGUCCAAGAGAGGUGGCUAUGACUGUGGGAGUCAAGUUUCUGAGAUCUGUAAUCCGACAGUUGGCCGUACAUCUUAGCAGGUCUGGUUUGUCUUAUGUUGAUCUUCGAACUAGGCUUGGAUCAAACUCCUCGUCAAGUAGCGGCAGAAACAGUCAAAGUGAUAACCUAGAGUUCAAGAGGAAAGUCAGGUACGUUCAAGGGUAUAAAAUGUCUUAAAGAAAUUUUUCCAUUCCCAAAACUAUUCAAGAACUUUAUUGUAACAUUCCGUUUGAAGGAGAAUAAACCACAGAAGAGAAAUAUUCUUCCACGUAUAUACAUUAGUUCGGUUUAUAUACUGUAGAUCAUCUCCGUUCUCGGGUUAAGCCAGCCAAAGACGAGCAAAUUUCAGCACCAGGCCUCGUUUUGAAGUUGUUAGUGAAGUUUUGCAUGAUUGAAUUCCUAAGGCAGUACAGUUGAAAAGAAUGUUCUACAUAAAGAGUGCAAAAUAAAUGCGAAGAAUUUUGCUUACAAACGUGGCUUGGUGGCGAAAUUUGUUCGUAAUAGUACAUAAGGGCUAUUUCCAUUGUCUGCUGUGAAUAAUUAAGAGACUAAGCCCCACCAACACCCACCACCCACCACCCCCCCCCCCCGCCUAGCUCCCUUCUUUUUUUUUUCCCUCUUUUUUUUUUUUUUUUUUCCCCAAAUAAAUUUGCUUUUCUUUCAAAAAUAUCUUUUCCUCCUUUUUCUUGCUUGCUCCCCCCGCGCCGGGAGGAGCAGCCAAAGCCCCCGUUUCUCCCGUUAAGGGAGGUGGGGGGUAACCUUUUUUUUCCUUUGGGUGAGUUGUAGCCAUUUCUCUUCUGUUCUGUCCCCCCCCCCUUCCUCCUUUUUUGCCGUUUUAUUAUUUUGGCUUUUGCCCCCUCUGGCGUCGUCCUCCCUCUCCCCUUCCUCCCGCUUUUCCCCCUUUUUUUUUUUUUUCCUCUUUUUUUUUUUUUUUUUUCACCAAAAUAAUUUGGCUAUCAUUGCAGAAUGAUCUUGCGCUCAUUUUCCUGGCUGGCUGCUCACGAGCUGGUAGAAGCAGCAGAAGCCUCUGUUCUUCCAGUAAGAGAGGGUGUGGCUAAACCCCAACCCCGCUCCACUGGUUCCUCCAUCAGCAACAGCAUCCCACAUCAAAAUGGAGGAAUAUAUCCAGCAAGAUUCCAGUGUAGACCAGGUAGGUCAUAAAGUGAUCUUGGCUACCAACCAGGAGCCUGGCGCCCAUAUUCGCACAUACGCCCUGGCAUACAGCUGAAAUCUGGAAAAAUAUACAUUUUCUAUUUCAUGAAAGCAUUUUUGUCAUUAAGUCGGGAUGUUUGAUAAAUCUUUCGCAUUGUAUUGUAUUUCUGAGCCCCUAAAUCUGAAACAUUUUUGGGGGUGCAUGCCCCUAGACCCCACUAAUUUGGAGUGCCUUCGGCGGUCUGACCUUUCUUCCCGUGUGUACAUGUACACCUUCAAAAUCUUACUCUACGCGCCCCCAAACUGUGUUGUCAAUUUUCCGGGUUUUAACUUGAGCUUUUCCCUAGCUUAUAUGUCAGGCCCUCAUAUAGUAGGGAGGUCGUGAAAACAGGUCAAGCCAAAUCCACGAUUUUUUUGCACAUUACUUUCUUGGAGCCUGGAUUAGACUAACAUUUCCCAUAAUACACCUUGUUUCAUCAUCAUGAAGUCUCUUCGCGCCAGUAGGCGCUUAAGGCCUCCUAAAAAUGCCCCCUAGAAUUUUGUACUAGUGAUGCUGUAGAGGCACUGAGCAGUCGUCUUAUUUUACACUCAGGGAUUCGAGUCAGUGGACCUCAUGAUUCAUCUGGCAGAGGGCAUGAUCCACUGCUCAGGACUGCUCAAAGGUAACAAUUAUCAGAUAUGGAUGAGAUUUAUGUGGCAAACUGGCCUACCUACCCUCCCCUUAACCAACGUGAACAUUACCUUUUCACCAUAGACAAAAUGUUGGGUUAGGAGAGGGGUAGGUGGGAAGUUUCUGAGACUCUUUUGCAGUGAAAGCUCCUGUCAGUGACCACUCCGGGAAUUCAUUAAAGUGGUUGCAGCUAGAGCUAGUUCAGUUUGUAAGAGAGAUCUUGAGAUAAAACUCUUGAGGGUGGACGCUCAAAAAAAAUAAAUUGUCGUAGAAGGAAAUCGUGUUAUCUCAAUCCUAAAUCUUUUUUACGUAGCCCAUCAUGGUUAUCACAAGCUUUGCCUCUUUAAUCCCUUCACGCUGUCUUUUUUCUCUUUCUCUCUCUGGAUAAGAAUUCAACCGAGCAGGCCAUCACAGAACGUCACAUCUUGUCGAGGAAUCAGACUGGCGAACAUCACAGAUGGACCAUCCGUGGUUCCUAAUAAGAAACCCUCUCCGAGUCCCUUUAGAGUGUCACCGUUUGGACUCUCAAGGAGCGUCACCAAAAGGAGCUCUUUACUGGACAGUGACAGUGACUCUGACGAGGAACAUGAUAUUUUGGGGCCCUUGGAUGGUGAUACUGAUAGCAAUAUGGACCUAGACGAGCCAGAACCCAGCUCUGUUUCUAUGGCAACAGGAAUUACCCAUGACCACCCUUAUGCCUGGGCUUUGGAUGGAAGGGUAACAGGUUCAAAUGAGGGGAAUGGUAUGCCGGGGCAUAUUCAUGUAAGUACUGAACUACAUGUGGGCUAUCUGUGAACUUAUAACAAAUUAUGCACUGAAGCACACGUACCAACUCCGCAGUAGCUGCGAACUUACAAGUGAAACAUACUUUCAUGUUGCUCUUGUUGCUCUGGCAGAGCAGCUGUUAGUUUUUAAAAGCUCAUCAAUCUUACUCGGACACCCCCCCCCCUGAAAAAAGGCCACCCCCAUCUCCUCGGAAACUCCCCACCCCCUUCCCCUGGAAUUUCCGUUGCCCUCCGUGGCGGUGGUGUAGAUAAUUCUGGAACUACACAUUAUACGUGCGCACUUGAGUGGAAUGUGGGAAAGGUCUAGUGUCGGAAGAGAGAAUACAGUUAUUUUUUUCUUUUUCCUGUAAUUAAGUACCCUGUCAAAUAGUUCUAUUGCUGAUCACAGAUCCCACAGUUGGCCUCAAGCGUGAUAUCUCCACCCAGCAUCCACACUGGAAACUGCUACCUGACUCGUAUGUUCGCACGGUUAGUGAAGGAAACCCUGGAUCUUAUGUCCACUCUCUCUGAAGAUUCCGGCCCCUCCCAACAGGGGACAGGCAGUGAAACCGUCCUACCCGCCUUGUCAGUUGACCAGCAGGAGUGCAAAUUGAUUCAGGACUCUAUGAUGUCCACCCUGGAGAAAUCGUGGGCGUGGCUUGCUGGGGUGUUGGAUGUGGUUGAGGGGCAGUUACGAAUGGGAAAGCAAUUUGAUACUAAGGUUUGUCAUUGUUAGUGUAUUGUGUUCUUUGCUCUGUCAUAACCAUAGCCAAAGCCUUUCAACUCUGAAGAGGUCGACCAGAAUACGAAAAAUUAAGAAAAUCUCAAUUUUUACUCUGGAAAAUACUGCAAAAUACCUUCGGUUUUGGUUCACAAAUUCAAAAGCUAGAAUUACAGUACACGCCUUCAUAAAUGUCCGUGACGUCAUUCUUCCCAAUUUUUAAAUCAAUUGACCAUUGACGUCAUGCAGUUAAUGCAUUUUCUAUUAUUGGACCGCUCAUGUAUAUCUUCCAAAUUUGUUCACCGUGUUAAAGGAUAAUUAACCCAGAGAUUUAAGCCAAUCAGAAAUGGAGAAGUUCUUUGAAUAAAUAUUAACAAACUAUGUACUUUAUCUUUGCAGAGAUAUCUUACCUCACUUCAGCGCCCUGAAGACACGGAAUUGGCCAUGUUGACAAGGACUGUGUCAACUAUCCCCGGGGCCUCCCCUGAGGAGUACCUUAUGUUCCUUCUAAGAGCGCAUAACAAUGAACACAAAGAUUCUCUUCCUGUUGUUGAUAUGCUGUGGUAAGUUCUUAGCUGUGAGCCUACGUGGCCGGCGUCGAAAGAGGAGGGGAGAGGAGGGAAAGGGAGUUUCUCCUUCGCGUUUUUAUCCCCACCCCUCCCCUCCCGUUGUUGAUAUGAUGUGGUGAGUGAAGAGUAAUGGUAACGUCUUAAUCGUGUGCAUCGCCAAAAGCUGUUAGCCUACGUGACAGGCGUCGAAGGAGGAGGGGAGAGGAGGGAAAGGGAUUUUUUCUGCCGUGGUUUUAUCCCCACCCCUCCCCUCUCGUUGUUGAUAUGAUUUGGUGAGUGAAGAGCAACGGUAACAUCUUAAUUGUGUGCAUCGCCAAAAGCUGUUAGCAUACGUGGCAGGCGUCGAAAGAGUAGGAGAGAGGAGGGCAAGAGAUUUCCCUUUCGGGCUUUUCUCCCCAUCCCUCCCCUUCCUUCCCCCCACCGUUUUGCCCCUGCCACGCAGGCGAAAAGCCGUUGGCAGUAAAACCCGCUCGGAAAAGAAAUGUCAAAAGUGCAAUUUUCUUGCCUACAGUUUUUGUUGGUUGAUUGCGCCGCACUAUUGACGCUACAUCAUGUAGGUUUACUCGUUUUUUAACUGUAAAUCAAACUAAAUUUCAGGAAAAUUAGAGGCAAACACUUUAAAUGGUAUUGAGCAAUUUGCACACUUUUGUUGCUAUUCUUCAUUUAAAAGAAAGUAAAAAUGUAAGUAUUUUCAUCAUUACAGCUACGAACACACUGUGUAUGUUCUGGACGCCCUCAUUUACUCAAUGACUCACUGGCCACGCGCUGGAAAAGGCCUGGACCGAAGAGUCUCGAUCUCAAGCCACGAUGGAGAUGACUCUAGUCACAGUUCUUCUCAGCCUCUGCAGAACGAGGAAGGGCCCUCGGGACAAGAAACUAGGCCGUCCCCUAAUACUACAGAAUCCAAACGACGCCGUCGCCAUAGCCAUGAUCGGGAAAGGAUCGUAACGUUUUUUGGCAUGGACGUGAUGCAUACUGAUAGAGAGAAGUUUCUAAACAGUCUGCAAGAUACAGUGCAACAGAAAUUUCCCAAAGUUCCCAAAGCAUCCUGGGAAGUUUUCACACAUAACGUGACAGUCGCUCGUCAGAAGUCUUGUGAUGAGACAAAUCUUGCGUUACAAAAAGAGAAUGAGGAGGAGAGCAAGCUACCAACCACAUUCAGCGCCUUGCCCAAGUAAGUACCGGUUAUCAUAUUGUUGAUUGUCAUAUACUGUAAACAGAGUCUCGUAGAAACCUAACCACUAUGCCAUCGAGUUGCCAUCGGUUUUCGGAAGGAGCGUGAGGUUGUUGGCGACAUUACUUCGUCGAAUCCGACGCAGCGCCGAAAUCCUUGUUUUGGGCCCCUGCCUGUGUACCCGGAUUUGAGAACGUGCCAUGAUUGGCCGUUAAAAAAACGCCAUUGUCAAAUUGCCAAUCAGGUUGAAAAGAAACUCGAAAUGCACUCCUGGUAAUUCGUUGAGUCCGGUGGACUCGGCGCUGCUUCACAGACGUUACUAACCGGGACUAGAUUACUUUGCGACGCAGGCUAUACAGAGAUAUGCUGUUUGUGUUUGCAGACACGAUGUGUCCUUCCCUCUGGUGCUGAUGUGGUCACCUGAUCUAGUGAUGGCCAGGUGGAAGAUCUCUGUGGAUCUGUUUUCCCGCAUUUUUCUUGCCGACGGACCUGGAGCCGAGAGAGAUAGCUUCCUGGCGGCGCGAGCUGGUGUGGCGGGUAGACUAGCAAGGUACAGUGGUGACCAACAUCGAAUUUCUCCUAACAAUAUUAUUGCCAAAUCAAAUGACCAGGUAAAAAGAAUGAGCAAAAUGAUCAGCACUGAGAAAAUAUCUUGGUGUUUGGACAAAUUCUCUCAAACAGUACAGUAAGAAUCAUAUGGAGAACAUUGAAGAGAAUAUACAUGUCGAUAUUGUGGCGUAAAGUUUAAAGUGGAAGUCAGUCCAGUAUUUUUUGUUCAGGACCAAAUCCGGGAUCGUGACGUUUAUCCACAAAAUACAGCUGUGGGUAAACGGGCGAAAAAUGUCUUCCCUGGGGUGCUUACUUUUUACAUGGGAGAUGCGGAAAUUCUGGUUAAAAAAUCAAAUGGUCCGCACCAUUCUGUUUGGGGAGCUUCAGAAAACAUGAGCUGUGAUUUUAGGGCAUUGAAUUUUUCUACUCUUUUUAAUCUGUUCACCUGAUUUGGAUUUACAUUGUAGGGGUUCAAUCUCCCACCAAGUCAAAUUUUAGAGUUUAUGUUUAUGCGCAAGAUUUUCACCUGGGUCUGGUUUGGGUAAAUGGUAAGCACACCUGCCGGUUUCCGCCGAAAAAGUAGUAGUGACUUUAUGGUAACCCCUUCCCCACCGUAAAAGAGAUGUCUUUGUAUGCUCAGCGAUUAGAGCAUCCAAACUAGAUCUCAAAGGGUCGGGAGUUCGAUUCUCACCUGGAGCUCGAAAGGGUUUUCUUUUUUUAGAUUUCUGGUGUUAGAUUUCUCCUUCUUCCAAAUUACGCCAGUAAGUUUAUAUCAGAACAGUGAUAAUCAUGUUUAUGUAUUGAUAUUGUUGAGAGAAAGUUUAUGUUGAUCAGUCUUGCCCUUCUUAUCAUCAUGUAUAUUUGUGUCCAGGUUCCGCCGCGCAGUUUCAUAUUUACGUGACUCUGUCACCAAUGAAUCCCAGCAGCUUGGUCCUUAUGGAUCAGUGGGAGGAAGAGUGGGUACCACUCUCUCUUUGUCAAUCAAGAGGCAAAAGAUCCUGGAAAGCACACUAAGAAUACUUGGAGAGGUGAUUAACAUUGUUUUAUAGUUUUGUAGGUUUGCUGGAAAGAUUCUCUUUUUGUGUUGAUAGCUUUCGCCUUUCUUCCAUAUAUUUACCCGAUGACCCAUUUUACAGUUGAGUAUUUUAUGGCCUGGUCUUUACAUGGAAGUGAGGCUGGGGUCGACUUCGUUAACAUUUAAACCUCAGUACUUUCAAAUAUUAUUUUGCAAUAUAGUAUGUGAACAAGGCAAGGAGGAGGUAUCAGAGACCCGAUUUCAAGCCCCACCCUGACCGCUAGCUGUAUGUUUUUCUCGGUAGUACGAAGUUCAAUCCUCGACCACCCCUUCAUCUUGUAAAUACAACCCAGCAGUAUCCUUUAUAUCAGUGGAAGUACACAAGUAGUUGCCUGGACCUUUUUAAAGUGACUAUACUAUCGGGAUUUAUGUCUCUUCUGAUAAGCUCGACAUUUCUUUCCGUCCAGUUGUGUUCUCUACCAUAGUAUAGAGAGUCCGUGUUGCCCCACAACAGUCUACCUUUGUCCUACUUCUCUUGCAGAUGUCUACCUUUCACUAUAGCAACCUGCGAAUCAAGUUUGAAGGAGAGGAAGGAUCUGGGCCUGGUGUUAACCGCGGUUUCUUUGCGGCGAUGGCGAAUGCACUCAAAACGGAUGAGAAGGUUGGAUUAAGGAUAACAUAGUAUUUAAAGAUGCUUUGCCGUAGAGGGUUGAUUAAAAGCCUCUUGGACUCUGUUUCUGUUCGAUUUUAUUGCUAUUUUUGAGGACUCUUUUGUAAAUCACUUAUCAGUGAAAUUGAUAUCCUCAUAAAGAUUAUUAUUAUUAUUAUUAUUAUUAUUAUUAUUAUUAUUAUUAUUAUUAUUAUUAUUAUUAUUAUUAUUAUUAUUAUUAUUAUUAUUAUUACCGAACGCGGAUUUGCCUCAUCGACUUGGGUAUUAGACACCUUUAGAUUUGAAGACGAGAUUUAAUUUAAAGUUUUGUCGCAUCUUCUCAAAAAAUAUACAUCCCGGAAAGCUUCAUUGUACUUUUUUUCUCCAGAAAAGUUUGAACAGUUCUUUUUAGUGCAGGAGUCUAUCCUUCUCCCGAUCGCAAAAUGAUAAAACUUUCUACCGUUGAUAACUCGUUUCCGCAUUACGACACUCUCGCCAAAUCCCGUAGUAGAAUGACGACGGGUGUCGCGUUUUCCCGCUAAGUAGGUACUUAGUUUGUAGUUCUAACUUUUGAGUCUGUGGAUGAAAACCUAUGAUGUGACCAUUCAAAUGAAACCUCUUCAGCAGUACUUUCAUCCGGUACUAUUUGUUUUUCAGCAUUUUUACAAAAUGGAAGUUGGAAAUUUUGUUGAAUUUUGUAGGCAAUUUUAGAAAUGAAAUGGCUAACGUAAAUCAAUUCAUUUUCAGAUUCCUGAUGAAACUACCACUUUGCUACAUGAACCGGGCAAACUACCAGAGCAAAGCGGCUUCUACGCCCCAACACCAUUUGCCUACAACGAAACAUCUGGAGCAGCCGAGAAUCACACAAAGGUAAUGCGAACUUGUCGCGGAACCUUGCCGAAUGUACUUAUUUAAACACACGAAAGUAAUGCGAACUUGUCACGAAACCUUGCCGAAUGUACUUAUUUAAACACACGAAAGUAAUGCGAACUUGUCACGAAACCUUGCCGAAUGUACUUAUUUAAACACACGAAGGUAAUGCGAACUUGUCAUGAAACCUUGCCGAUUGUACUUGUAUACUCUAAUACUCCUUGUCUUCUCUGUUUUGCUACAGACUCGUCGUCUUAAGAUGUUCACUGCUAUAGGCCGGUUCAUUGGUUUGAGUUUGUGGUUUAGCAACACUGUUCCAUUGAACUUCAGUAGACAUGUGGUUAAAUUCCUGCUGGAAAGGUAUUGGUUAUUGUGUCUCUCAUUUAAAUAUUUUGGCUCUAGAUAUGCUAUUAACUUUCUAUUGAAGCAUUCAAUGGGGCUUUUAUUCGAAUUGUGUCUUUUUAUCCUUGGUAUAUGAAUAAUCUCCAACGUACACUUUGUAAGCCCAAAGUUGUUUUCGAAGUUGUUCCUUUGUAUCGUCCUCUUCGUUUUUGUUUUGUGACGUUACUUCAUCCCCUGGGACUCAAGUUAGAGCUCAGAGUUGUUUCUGACAAAAUUUCCUCAUCACUGUUACCAAUUCAGCCCAUUCUUACGUCGUUUAAAAGUGCCCUCAAUGAAUUUACUUUCCUGUCCUAUGAGGACGGUAAAUUCGCCUUUAAUCUCAAAAUAUUCGCUAGGUGCUAAACAUUUCCAUCAUACACUUGGGCUCUUCCUAUUGUACGAAGCAAAGUCAACAUCAAUCAUAAUACCUGCCAGGGUCCAGCUAGGCCUUUGACCAAAACCCCUUCCCCUCCCCCGGUCAUGUUCUAGUCACGUAACAUGUCUCUUGUAGGUUAAGACACCUAACAGUUCCUAUAAUACUCCAGUUCAGAAACAAAUGUGGUCCUUAGUGCCAUUCUUAUGUUUCUUUGUUUUACAGUUUCUUGUUAUUAUAGUGCAAAAGUCGUUAUAUCUUCAACUUUUCCUUUAGGGAGGUGACGUGGGAAGACCUGGCCUUUUUCAAUGCCGACUUGUUUGAGGGACUCAGCCGAAUGAUUCUUGAUGGGACCCAUCCGCUGAUGACCCCAGAACGGUUCCAAGCAACGUACUGCUGUCAUUUUGAGGUAUGGAUUCGGCGCAAACAUCAUUCAAAUUGAACGUAAACUGUUUUAAGAACUGAAGUCUUUAUUUAGCCGUCCUGACUCCGAGCAACUUUUUCUUAUAACACAAUUCAUUUCUUAUUCUCUUAUAAAUUCCUGUACAGGCCUCAAAUCUCUUAGUCUCCUUUGAAGCCGCUCGGCCGGAGUCAUGCAAACUCCCCGCGAGCCUGCGUUACUCCGGCCCGAGCAGCUGCGAAGGAGACUACAAAUCUCUAGACUUGGCCUCAAACUGUCCCUGGCCGUUACUCCAAGCUAAUCUAGCGAUCGACGCCAAAAAGCGCGUUCUUUUUGAAGACCAAGCUCGCGAGUAGUAAGCUCGCGAACCGUGAGCAGAACGCGCGACAGGCGCGUCUGUAAAUGAGGGCCUUGCAAGAGUUACUUCACUUUUGAAAUAGCAAACUUACAACAUACAGGUGCACUGACAGUGUUUUUCGGGCUUGUUAAACACUCGUACACUUUUCAUACUUUUUCAAGUCCAAUGAGGCAUGGUGAAGAAUAGUUUAUCACAAAUUUCAUCCUUAAGUUCUCUCAGAACGGCUCCUCUCAGCGUUGCUGGAAAGUUGAAAAAGAUCCCUUACUUGGCGUUAAAUGUGGGCUUUUUUCUUUUCAUGUUAUUUCGUGACAGACCUCAGUCGGUGGCACUACCGAAGAGCUUAUUCCUGGUGGCUCUCAGAUUCCUGUAACACCAGAUAAUAUCUGCAAAUACGUUAGGUAAGUCAGUAAAUCAAUUCUCUUAGAGGUUGAAUAAACAGCUGCUAACUGAAACAAAACUUGAAGCACUACUGAAUUGGUGUCGAUAGUCUAUCACGGCGACGCAGCCGUUUUUCGUCACACAACGCUCCUCUCCAAGAGGAGGAGGGGAGGGUCGUUGCGUGACGCGACAAAAAAGGUUGCACGGGAGGAGAGACUAGAUAAUACAGUACUACCGAAGUAAAUUGAAGUCAAUGCUUAUGCAAAACUUUUGGGGAUAACCAAGGGGUAUAUGAAUAUAAUGAGCAAUACGAAAUUGGUGAAUAGCCUUGGAGUAGGAAUGAAAGUUCGUGGCUGGAUAGUUUUCCCCAUGGAGUUACUUUGGUCUUUAAGGAAGGCAAUACUUAAAGUCACUUUUAUGUACCAUGCUUUUUUACGAUUGUGAUUACUGGUUUGAUUUUUUUCAGGUUAUACGCUACUAAAGUGAUGUUUGGCUGCGUAGAAGAUGAAUUGCGCGCAAUGAGAAGCGGUCUUCAUGACGUCAUACCAUCUGAACUGAUGUCGUCUCUCACACCAGAGGACUUCCAACUGCUUGUGUCAGGUGGAACAACAGAUGUGGAUAUCAACCGACUUCGAUCUGUAAUCACAUUCAGUAACAGUAAUGGCUGCUCUGCUGAUAUACUGGAGCGAUUCAAGAGGUAAUGAAGAUCCGCCGUGUUUAAUACUUUCCUGGAACUCGGAUGAUUUGUAAACUGUUAAUAAAUGGAUUCGAUUUGCUAUGCGUUAGAUCACACGUCAUAAUGUGAUUAAGCCACAGAGUUGUAGCUCGUUUGUCCUGAUGUUUAUAGUUUGCAAUUUGCACAGUUGAGUUUUGGAUCUAAGGGCGCUUUCCAAAGGUCAGAACUGCGCGGCCAGACCAUGGCCGGACCAGUCAUUUUGACAAUGAAAAAGGCUAUUUCCAAGAGUUUUUGCUGAAAAACCAUCUCCUUCGUGUAUAUUAUUUAAGAUUUGACUGAUGUGCCCGGAUAGUGUUGAAGUGAAAUUCUCAUUACGACGGGAAUGGUCUGGCUUGUCAGUUCAGUGCACUAAGUUAUGAAAAUUGCACACGUAUUAAACAGACCUUUAUAUCCCAUGCUAUAUCUUUAGCUCCUAAGUACUCUCUCGUAAACACUGAAAAUCAAUUGAAAAGGGAAGCAGUGCUUAUGACCCCGAACCUCCUCACUGGGCCACCAAAGGGACACUGAAUGUGUCAAAAGACGACUGAAAACAUGUAAUUUUCUUUCCCUUCGUCAGGUGGUUCUGGUCAAUUGUACAGAAAAUGACUCCUCUUCAAAGGCAACAGCUGCUGUAUUUUUGCACUGGUAGUGCUGUUCUACCCGCUCUAUCUGAUAGAAGAGACCCCGAGCAAGGUAUUGUAUUCAUACUAUUCAUUGUUAUUGAAAAGAUAAACAUGCUGCUGUUGCUAUUAUAUUCAUUCGUUGCUCUGUUCAAUAAAUGUAGUUUCCGCGUGCAGCACUUUUAAAAGGCGGUGUUACCGUUGUGGUUCUAGUUUUGCUUUCCUUUGUUUCAUUCUGAAAAAGGCAUGGAUGAAAAUUGAACCACAACACAGACACUUGUGACGCAGAACUUCUAAAUAAGUGGCGAUACAAUGCUACGAUUUAAAUCUUUAAGCAUUAACGAAGCAAAUCACUAAGAAAUUAAUUCAAUGUGUCCAUAGAAUGCAUUUUAAGUCCACUCUUUCUGUGCGAAGUUAUCCUCGACGGACAACACCCUCCUCGAACUCCAUAAUUCUUCAUAAGAUACUCAGCCUCAUUCAUUAAUUGUUAAAUUUUCAAUGGUUUCCAGAAAGUAAUAUGUAGCGAAUUUGUUGUGAACUAGGACGUAGCGAAUUCGACAAGUAGCGAAACCGGUUGUUACCUUCCCACACGAGUAAGAUUGGGAAUAUGUCUCAACAAUUUUUUUUUUCGCUUUUUUUUAGAUUUGAGCAUCACUGUAGAAGUCAUUAGUGGCAAUACUAAGGCGUUACCAAUGGCAACCACUUGCGGUCAGCGAAUGAGUAUACCGCUCUACUCUUCCAAGAAAAUUCUAAAGCGAAAGCUUCUUCAAGCUAUUCAGUGUCAAAGCUACGGCUUGGGCUGAAGGCUCAGAUUUCUGUCAUGUAGAUUUUUACCGUUUACCUCAUUUUAAAACUGUUUUGCAACGAUAUCAAUCGAAGACUUGGUCGAAAACAUCUGGGUGAAGAUGAGGCUCGCCCAUGUGCAUUAUUUGUUUCCCACCCAGAAAUCUAGUGAAAUACCCAGGGACAGCGUCUAAAGGUUUUGUUGAACCAGUUUCAUUUUAGUUCAAGAAUAAUGUCAGCACCUGUACUUGCAAGAUCGUGUUCAAACAAGAAUGUUUAGUAAUUACAAGACAUAAACGUUUAAGUUGUUAUUGUCGAUGCUCAAGAGGAUUUGAUAGCCAUGCUUGUGAACACGACAAUGGAAAAUCCAAAACAAUAGUUUUUCACUUAAUAUAAAAAUAGUUAGUAUUUGUUUUCCCGUUAAUUCCCAUUUCUACCAAUAGAAGCUAUAGUUCCAUUGUUAACAAAACCUUUAACAGUAGAUUUUCUUGUUCGUAGAACUUUUGAACUUUCUUUAACCUCUUAGUUCUGUAAGUACACAUGUCCUAGCAUGAAAUAUGAACAGUGGAUCAGUGACUGAUUGUUUUAUGUAGAUCUAGAUGCCUUGUAAAGUUUAAUUGUAGUUAUGAAAAGCAUCAUCUGUAAAAUGGAGUCCUCAAACUCGCUUAUCGAUCACGAGGAAAAGGUAGAUAAAUGAACCAAUAAGUUACCGCUCAAUGACAGACAUCAUCUUACGCGGAUUGCUUCAUGAAUCUGACAAUUAGCAAAAAAUGCCAUUCUAUAUAACGUUUUUUCAUUGAAUUUAAGAGAACAUUCUUUAGAAACAGUAAAUGCGGCAAGUUGCGUAGGAAAAAGACCUUUACUCUCCGUUUGUCAUAAACGUACUACUUUGUUCUCUAAUAAAGGAAAUUACUACCGUGACGGCGAUUUGUUGCCAGAUACAAUAACCACCAAUCUUAUAAAUUAUGGUCUGACAGGCCGUGUAAAAGUCAAAAUAAAUGUUUCGUUCGGUAUCCAGACACCACAAGGAGACCUUUCUCGUGCCCUCGGCAAAGUACUGGAAUCAGCUUACAAACGAGGCUCGUAAAUCACCCUCGAUUUCAAGCUAACAGAAAUAGGAAAAUCGUUCAUUGCUGCGGCAAACAACAACAAAAGUUCGUCUUUGCAUUGUUUCUUUCUUAAAAUUCUUCUCGUUGUUUGGAUAUCUGGAUGGAACACUCGUAUUUGAUGAAUUGCUCGGGAUUUUAUUUUCUGUGUAGAGGAAAGUGUUUCGUAUUUACCUCUGUAAAGUAAAAAUUUUCAAGAAGAGUUCCACUGUAGUUACUUAAUAAAUUCAGUUUUAAGAAACCUCGU
Porites evermanni is the source of this 32919-nucleotide messenger RNA. The record is from the annotation of a GenBank genome assembly. NCBI's taxonomy places the organism in Eukaryota, Metazoa, Cnidaria, Anthozoa, Scleractinia, Poritidae.